Molecule: messenger RNA, 1707 nt
Organism: Mucor velutinosus
Lineage: Eukaryota; Fungi; Mucoromycota; Mucoromycetes; Mucorales; Mucoraceae
Exons: 4
Coding region: 1-1707 (568 amino acids)
Source: RefSeq, a predicted model, not a curated record
AUGCAAAUCUCUUCAGCCCUCACAUUACUAUUUGCCGGCAUUACCUCUGUUGCUGCGUCUUCCAACAUUACGUACAAGGUUGUCUCUCUUGUCCCUGAUAAUCAGACUCUCGCUGUCAUUGUUGACGAGAAUGUAUAUCCAUUGACUUCUGUCAGUGAAUCAUCGUCUUUGUUUCACACUGGCCAAGCACCCAUUGCCACUACAAAUUAUCAAUACGCUAUUCUGGAAAAAAACAAUACACAUGUCCUUGAAAGAGAGAAUUUUACUCGAAGCCCCGUUACUGAAGACAGCACAUUGAACGAGUACUUUGGUAGAUCAUGGAACUCUAUGAACUUGACUCAACUUCCUCGUAUUUUGGAUCCUCUCCCUAUCAUUGACCGCAUUGACUCCAAGAUUCAUAUCGAGGGCGAGAUCCCAACCAUUCAUUUCACUGGAAACCAAACAGCUAUUGACUAUAUUCAUGCUCAUCAACAGCUUGACAUGAGUGUCGAAGGAAUGAAAAUGACAUAUAUUAGCCCAAAUGACAUUCAAACGAUAGAAAAUGUUGAAUUUGCUAUAGGUGGUUUUAGUACACGGUAUUUGGACAAAGUAGCCUACAAGGUCAAGCUCCCAAAGGGCAGUGACCUCUACAGUUACCGUCGCUUCAAGUUGAGAGCCAUGAGUACUGAUGCUUCCUAUAUGAGAGAGAAACUUGUAUCUGAAAUUGCCGAAUCGAUUGGCCUUCCCACCACGAAAAUCAGUUAUGUUCGCGUAUUCAUCAAUAAUCAAGCAGUGGGUCUCUUUGCUUUUGCCGAGAACUUCAAGUCUCCCUGGGUUCGCAACGAGUUCAACAACGGAAAGAAGGAUGCUAACCAAGGCGCUCUAUUUGUUUGCACUGCUAACGGAAAGUUGGACAAUGCCACCACCACUGCCACAACUACUGCAGAAGACUUGGCAAACAACACCGCCACUACUGUCAAGUCUGAUUUAUCCUAUCUCGGUGAUAAUGCCACACUUUAUAGCCUUCCUUAUCCUGCCAAAGAAGAUCCUGCUACUGGUACUGUCAAUUAUACUCGUGUCAUGGAUUUUACUAAGUUUCUCUCGGAGCAAAACACAACAGUCAGUGAUUCUGUCAUCCCACUCUGGGAGGAAAAGAUUGAUGUUACAAGUUUUUUGCGUGGUCUAGCAUUUGAAAUCAUCACUUCUAGCAUGGACGGCUAUCUCGGUGUUCACAACAACUACAUCUUGUACGAUGAUCGCGAGAACGAGAGACUAGUAUUCAGUGCUCAAGAUUUUGAUUUGACCCUAGGUACAUCCGGCGGUCAAAUGCAGAAUCUCUUUGCCGGCGACUACACCACAUUCCCUGGCUUCAAUUCGACGCCUUUAGCCACUCGCAUGCUUGCUGUACCCAAGUUUAGACGUGAAUUUGAUAAUUUGAUUCGCAACUACACAGCUGGUUUGGUGAAUCCAGACAUAAUGAACCCCCGUAUUGAUGACCUGAUGACGUUUUUGAAUGAAGAUGUCGUUUGGGACAAGUCUUUGCCUCGUCUUGGUUCAAAUGCAUUCCUCAAAUACGCAGAUGGAAUAGACGUGUCAUCCGUUUCAUUUUCUGAUGGCGUGAAUGGCCCCUUGCCUACCAAUUUCAGUAUGGGCGUUAGAGAAUGGCUUGUCAAACGAUCAACCAGCUUGUACGACUACUUUAAUGCCACCUCCUCUACCAGCAACUAA